This is a messenger RNA of Cryptococcus wingfieldii CBS 7118, 816 nucleotides long. RefSeq names its product adenylate kinase. The transcript is spliced from 4 exons. NCBI's taxonomy places the organism in Eukaryota, Fungi, Basidiomycota, Tremellomycetes, Tremellales, Cryptococcaceae. Gene Ontology annotation, cellular component: mitochondrion; cytoplasm. The record is from RefSeq and is a predicted model, not a curated record. The coding region runs from base 1 to 816 and encodes 271 amino acids. Gene Ontology annotation, molecular function: AMP kinase activity; ATP binding. Gene Ontology annotation, biological process: ADP biosynthetic process.
AUGUCCGGCAACUCUGAACUCGACUACCUCAAGUCCCUCGUCUCCCAGCUCCAGGGCAAGAUCGAGUCCCUCGAAAAGUCCACCUCCAACUCCCUCUCCUCCACCCUCGACUCUGCCAAGUCCGCCCUCUCCGGCGCCGGCGCCGCCCCCAACCCCCCCCGCAUGGUCCUCAUCGGUCCUCCCGGCGCCGGCAAGGGCACCCAAGCCCCCAACAUCUCUUCCAAGUACUGCAUCUGCCAUCUCGCUACCGGCGACAUGCUCAGAGAACAAGUCGCCAAGCAGACCGACUUGGGCAAGGCCGCCAAGAAGAUUAUGGACCAGGGAGGCUUGGUCAGCGAUGAGAUUAUGGUCGGUAUGAUCAAGCAGGAGUUGACCAACAACACCGAGUGCAAGAAUGGUUUCAUCCUCGACGGUUUCCCCCGUACCGUUCCCCAGGCUUCCAAGCUCGACGCCAUGCUCGCCGAGUCCAAGCAAGCCAUCGACCACGCCGUCGAGCUCAAGAUCCCCGAUGCGCUGUUGAUCUCCCGAAUCACUGGCCGAUUGAUCCACCCCGCCUCUGGCCGUUCAUACCACCGUGAAUUCAACCCCCCCAAGAAAUCCAUGACCGACGACCAAACCGGCGAGCCCCUCAUCCAACGUUCCGACGACAAUGUCGAGACCCUCAAAAAGCGUCUGUCCACAUACCACCAGCAGACGGGCCCUGUUGUGGAGUACUACAAGGGUACCGGCGUUUGGACGCCCGUCGAUGCUGCGCAGAGCCCCAAGUUGGUUUGGGCGUCUGUGAGCAAGAUUUUGGAAACGCCUGUGAAGAAGUAG